AUGCCCGCAAUCCUGUUUUCUCAAACGGGCCUGGCCGGAGAAAAGACCGGUAGAUUGCUGCACAUUGCUACUGUGGCCUUUCUCGUCCACAUAUCCAAUGCGAGCGUGACUGAUAUCCCUGGCAUCUAUGGGCCUCUUCCGGUGGUAGCUGUCUCCAAUGUGAACAACAUAAAUCUAUAUCUGAAGAAGCACCCAGGUGACUUUGUCCAUCCUGGACUUUGGCACACGCACGAGGACCUGGAACGCGUUCGCAAUAAUGUCUUGUCCAACACCGAGCCUUGGGCAUCAACAUACGCCAACUUCAGCGUUGACAGUUACUCCCUGGCAAAUUACACCAUGAAAGGCCCCUACUCUGUCUUGUCUCGGGGGAAGAUCAGCAACUACACGUCCUUUGCCAGUGACGCACGUGCUGCGUGGCAAAAUGCGCUUAUGUGGUAUAUCACUAAAGAUCAAAGCCAUUGGAACCGCAGCACUACCAUUCUAGACGCUUGGGGCUCGAAACUUACCGACAUCAUUGGUACUGAUCGGUCUCUCAUGAUUGGUCUGGACGGAGACCUGUUCGUUAAUGCCGCUGAAAUUAUGCGCUGGGAGGGAAAUUGGACCGAGUCUGGCAUGUCUUGGAAAGGAGGAUCCGGCUUCAGUAAUCAGCUCUAUUGGCUCUUCUCUCGACAGGGGGCAGUCAUUGGGCAGGCGAAUUACGGUAUGGUCAGCAUCAAAUCGUUGUUGAGCUUUGCAGUCUACUUGGAUGAUGUCAACCUUUAUAACUAUGCCAUGAACGCUUUCAUCAACGACCCGUGCAGCAGUGUUUUUGCCAUGUACAACCCGUCUACUGGACAAUCUGUGGAGUCCGGUCGGGACCAAGGCCACACACAAUCGGGCAUUGCAUGGACCGCUUACGGAGCCCGAGUCGCACAAAGCCAGGGGACUGAUCUCUAUGGGCUUGGGGAUAAUCGGUUGUUGAAAGCAGCUGAGUAUACCGCCAAGUUUAACUUGAAUGAGACGGUGACCUAUGAUCCAGCAUGGCAUAGGUGUGAAGCCGUCAUGGUCGGCGCGCCUUGGCCUACCAUCGCCGAAUACAAUAAACAGAUCUCCCAUACGCUACCAAUCUGGGACAUCAUUUACUACCAGUAUGUUGUGAAGCGGAAGUUGAAAGGGCCGUGGACAACUGAGGCCCAUAAGAAGGAAGGGAAUGAGGUGGCGGUAACUUCGAACGACCAUCCAAGUUGGGGUGGCCUUAUUUGGGCUUAUUAG
Penicillium macrosclerotiorum is the source of this 1251-nucleotide messenger RNA. RefSeq lists its product as uncharacterized. The transcript has 4 exons. Lineage: Eukaryota; Fungi; Ascomycota; Eurotiomycetes; Eurotiales; Aspergillaceae. The coding region runs from base 1 to 1251 and encodes 416 amino acids. The record is from RefSeq and is a predicted model, not a curated record.